Messenger RNA from Antrostomus carolinensis (chuck-will's-widow), 1491 nucleotides. Its product is annotated as zinc finger protein 501. The record is from RefSeq and is a predicted model, not a curated record. Gene Ontology annotation, biological process: regulation of DNA-templated transcription. The annotation marks the transcript as partial. Lineage: Eukaryota; Metazoa; Chordata; Aves; Caprimulgiformes; Caprimulgidae. The transcript is spliced from 3 exons.
AUGGUUGUUACCAACCCCAAUAACCCAACGUUGUCUAUCUCAGCAGGCUUCCCCGUGUACAACCCUGACCUGCUGGUUCAACUGGAACAUGGAGAUGAGGUUUGGAUCCCCAACAUCCAGAGCUCGGAGGAGGAAGAGGAGGAAGAACAACGGGCCAAACCCCUCUUGAGGUUGUGGACGAGGAAAAGGAAACGAUGGAGAAGCUGCCGAGAUACCGGGAGCUUCUCUGGUUCCAACUCCUCUUACUCAGGAGAUGAUGGGUGGACGAGUGAGAUGGAGGAGGACAGUUCCCAGGAUGAAGAUGGAGAAUUUCAUGGUCGACCUGGGAGAAAAACCAAAGGUGGCAUCUCAGUGGGUUACGAGCAACACAAGAACCACUCAGGAAGGAGAUCAUCAUCAUCAUCUUCCAACCACCAUGGGAGAAAAGCCAACACCAAAAGUCCAUCGAGAACACGGUUGGGACAACACAAACAUACCUGUAAGAAGUGUGGGAAGAUCUUCAGCCAUGGUUCAUCCCUCAACCGUCAUCAGAGGGUCCACACGGAGGAGAAACCCUUCACCUGCUCCAAGUGUAGGAGAAGCUUCAACUGUAGCUCCACCUUGAAGGAUCAUCAGAAGACCCAAUGUCAAGAGAAACCCUACAAAUGUCCCAACUGUGAGAAACGUUUCGCUUCUACCCACUCUCUGAAGAAACACCGGAGCCUCCACUUGGAGAACGCGCCCCACCGCUGUCCAGACUGCGGCAAGACCUUGACCUCCAACUCAGCCCUCACCACCCAUCGCCGAAUCCAUACCGGGGAGAGACCUUACGAGUGUCCUGAGUAUUGUGGGAAGAACUUGACCUCCAAGUCCACCCUCAUCAUCCACCGACGGAUCCACACCGGGGAGAGACCUUAUGAAUGUCCUGAGUGUGGGAAACGCUUCAUGGCCAACAAAUCCCUCAGCAAACACCGGAAGAGUCACUCAGAAGAAGGAACCUACAAAUGUUCUCAAUGUGGAGAAACCUUCACCAAAAACUCCACCUUUCUAACCCACCUGAGAUCCCACCAAGGACAACAACAUCUCCACUUCUGCUCCGACUGUGGAGAAACCUUCAUGGAAUAUUCAACGUUUACUCAACACCGCGAACGACAUUUGAUGGAGAAGAAACCUCAUCAAUGUUCUGAUUGUGGGAUGAGCUUCAUGGAUCACUCAACUCUUCUCCUCCAUCAGAAGAGUCACCUCAAAUCCAGAUCUUACGUCUGCUCCGACUGUGGGAAAACCUUUCGGGAGAACACCAGUCUCCGUAGACACCAUCGGAUCCACACGGGGGAGAAGCCCUACCAGUGUUCCUACUGUCAGAAGAGCUUUCGGGCCAGUUCCACCCUCAUCAUCCAUCAACGGAUCCACACUGGAGAGAAACCCUAUAAAUGCUCCAAAUGUCCCAAGUGUUUCAUGUCCAGUUCUUCUCUCAUGAAACAUCUCCGGACACAUCUUCGGAAGGAGCUCCUG